AUGGAGGACUACUCUACUCGAUUCCAGCGUCGCGCGGCCCGGUCUGUUAGGAUUGCCAAUUGUUCUGGUGCGCGUGGUGACCCAGGCUAUCAAAUGCGCCGCCAGGUCGAGCUUGGAGACGUUGACUUCAUCACUGGAGAUUAUCUUGCUGAAAUGAACAUUGCAGAGAAUGCAGAGGCGUACCGAAGCGGCAAACAUCCUGGGUACGAACCCUUUGCUCUUGAGGGAAUCAAGGGAAGCCUACAUUGUGUUGCGCAGAAAAACGUCAAGAUUAUAAUCAAUGGCGGAUCACUCAACCCUAAGGGGCUUGCUGAAGAGUGUGUGAAGCUGGUGAGACUGGGGCUCAAAGUAGCGUAUGUCGCAGGCGAUGACCUCUAUGAGCCAGUCAAGGAAGAAAUUGAAACCAAAGUCACGGCACCUGCUCACCUAGACUCCGAAAAUCCAAACGUAAAUUUGGUGCCUUUGGCACAGACAUUCCUUGACGAUGUAUCGCAAAAAUACAUAGUGUCAGCCAAUGCAUAUCUAGGAGCUAGAGCCAUAGUGAAAGGUUUAGAGCAUGGGGCAGAUAUUGUGAUCUGUGGCCGAGUUUCUGACGCAUCACUUGUUGUUGGUGCUGCAUGGUAUUGGCAUUCGUGGAGCGACACCGACUAUGACCGACUGGCACAGUGUUUGAUUGCUGGUCACUUGAUCGAGUGCUCUGCGUAUGUCACUGGCGCCAAUUACGCUGCAUUCUAUGAGGAAAAGAUGGAGAGCUUGAUUGAUUUGGGAUUUCCCAUCGUGGAGGUUGCCAUUGACGGAACACUUAUAGUUUGCAAACAUGAGAAAACUAACGGUUUGGUCACGGUAGAUACAGUUAAGUGUCAAUUUCUUUACGAACUGCAGGGAAAUAUCUACCUCAACAGUGACGUUGCUGCAAUUCUCGGCGAGGUGAAGAUUGAACAAGCGGGAAACAACAGGGUCAAAGUUACCGGCAUUCGUGGCCAGCCCCCUCCACCUACAACCAAACUGGCCAUCUUUUAUCGAGGUGGGUACCAGUCGCAGGUUUUGGUGAACGCAUGCGGCUUUGCCACAGAGCAAAAAUGGCAGCUGUAUGAGGCACAGAUUCGGUUCGGGCUGGAGAAAAGAGGCCUUCUGAAAGCUUUCGAAGUCCUUGAGUUUCAGAUUAUUGGGAUCAGAGAGCCUGAUCCAUCGACUCAGUUGAGUAGCACGACUUAUUGCCGUCUGUUUGCGCAAGCUGAGUCGCAAGACACCAUAAUUGGGUUGCUCAAGACGGUCGGAGAGUUCGGCAUGCAGCAUUUUUCAGUAGGCUUUCACCUCUCGUUGGAUCUAAGGACGGCACUACCGCUACCUUAUGUCGCCUUCUACCCGGCAAUAUUUCCUCAAGAUCAUCUGGAUGAGUCGAUCGUGUUCCUCUCGGCAGAUGGUCAGAUUGAGUGCUCGACAAAUGCCGGCCAUCCACCGCGGUACGAGACAGUCCUACCUCGGGAGAACUACGAGUCUACUUCGCCAGUAGAAUUGCGCAUGUUCGGACCAACCAAAAAGGCACGCCUGGGGGAUAUUGCUCUUGCACGCUCAGGUGAUAAGGGAUCUAAUAUCAAUAUCGGUCUGUUUGUACGAGAAGAGGGAGCUUGGCCAUGGUUUCGGAGCUUUCUUACUACUGGUCGGAUGAAGCAGCUCAUGGCAAAAGAUUGGAGCGACGAGUUCUUCAUCGAAAGAGUCGAAUUUCCGCAUAUUUGGGCUGUGCACUUCGUGAUUUAUGGAUGUCUGGGACGAGGAGUAAGCAGUUCAAGUCGUUUGGAUUCGCUGGGGAAGGGAUUUGCAGAUUUUAUUCGUGAUCGUGUCGUUGAUGUUCCGCAGGUGUUGAUGCAUAAUUGCAGGUCUGGGCCAUAA
Messenger RNA from Hyaloscypha bicolor E, 1890 nucleotides. Its product is annotated as DUF1446 domain-containing protein. The transcript has 6 exons. Bases 1 to 1890 code for a protein of 629 amino acids. NCBI's taxonomy places the organism in Eukaryota, Fungi, Ascomycota, Leotiomycetes, Helotiales, Hyaloscyphaceae. The record is from RefSeq and is a predicted model, not a curated record.